Molecule: messenger RNA, 2503 nt
Organism: Camellia sinensis
Lineage: Eukaryota; Viridiplantae; Streptophyta; Magnoliopsida; Ericales; Theaceae
Product: CDPK-related kinase 3
Biological process (GO): protein phosphorylation
Molecular function (GO): calcium ion binding; protein kinase activity; ATP binding
Source: RefSeq, a predicted model, not a curated record
CUCUCGCUUUCUGUUUGUUUCUUGCCAGACCGUGUGUCCCUAUAUCUAUAUAUUUGUUCAUGUAUGUAUAUGUAUUCUCUUUCUCUCUUUUUUUUUUGUUUUUUUUCUGUGUCCCAUACACUGUCUGACUAAAUUCUUCUCAUUCUCUUUUUUUAUCGUUUUCUCGCCGUAGAUCUCUUCCCAUCUCUCUUUCUCUCUCUCUGUCUCUCUCUCUCCUCAUUCUCUCUCUCUGUCUCUCUCCGGCGCUAAUCUACAGAUCCGUACGCUGCCUGAUUCACCCUGAGAUGCUUUGACUGUAGUAAACUUUGACCUGGUCGCGAUCACACACUUAUUCGCGACUCCUCACUAAACCCCUUCCAUGGGCCAGUGCUAUGGCAAGACCAUUCCCACCGCCGACAACGACGGCACCACCACCAUCACCGUCGCCGGUGGAGGAGAUCCACCUCCGCCCACUCCGGGGAGGUCCUCCGCUAGCAACGGCGUGCACUCCGUGAAAAACACGCCAUCUCGAUCCUCGGCGACGAGUACGUGGCCGAGUCCGUACCCUCACGGCGGCGCCAGUCCUCUUCCGGCGGGAGUAUCUCCGUCGCCGGCGAGGUCGACGCCGCGGAGGUUCUUUAAGCGGCCGUUCCCGCCUCCGUCGCCGGCGAAGCACAUCAAGGCUUCGCUGGCGAGGCGGUUCGGGCACGCGAGGCCAAGGGAGGGCCCGAUCCCGGAGGAUGGUGCUGCGGCGGAGGAGCCUGAUCAAUCGCUGGAUAAGAACUUCGGUUACAAUAAGAAUUUCGGAGCCAAGUAUGAAUUGGGGAAGGAGGUGGGUCGAGGGCAUUUCGGUCAUACUUGCCAAGCCAAGGGCAGGAAGGGUGAGCUCAGAGACCUACCCCUUGCUGUCAAAAUCAUCUCCAAAGCCAAGCAUCUUUUCAACUACAAACUAAGUUAUGAAAGCAGUAGAGAUUACCUUGGAUCACUACAAGUCAUAUUACUCUGGAAGAUGACAACAGCAAUAUCGAUUGAAGAUGUUCGUAGAGAAGUUAAAAUAUUGAAAGCUUUAUCAGGGCAUAAGCACCUGGUCAGAUUCUAUGAUGCAUGUGAGGAUGCCAACAACGUGUACAUAGUCAUGGAAUUGUGUGAAGGUGGAGAACUACUUGACAAAAUAUUGUCAAGAGGUGGUAGAUACAUUGAAGAGGAUGCAAAACUUAUUGUUGUGCAAAUUUUAAGUGUGGUUGCAUUUUGUCAUCUUCAAGGUGUUGUGCACCGUGACUUGAAGCCUGAGAAUUUCCUUUUCACCUCUAGAAAUGAAGAUGCUGAUAUGAGGCUUAUUGAUUUUGGCCUUUCUGACUUCAUCAGACCAGAGGAAAGGCUGAAUGAUAUUGUCGGAAGUGCAUACUAUGUAGCACCAGAAGUCCUUCAUAGAUCCUAUAGUCUUGAAGCAGAUAUUUGGAGCGUUGGUGUUAUCACUUAUAUCUUGUUAUGUGGUAGCAGACCAUUCUGGGCGAGAACAGAAUCAGGAAUUUUUCGUGCAGUGCUAAGAGCAGACCCUAACUUCGAUGAUUUACCUUGGCCUUCCGUCUCAGCAGAAGCAAAAGAUUUUGUGAAAAGGCUUUUGAACAAGGAUUACAGGAAAAGGAUGACUGCCGCUCAAGCUCUGAAUCACCCAUGGUUGCGGAGUGAAAAUCAUCAUAUUCCUUUAGAUAUAUUGAUCUAUAAGUUAGUCAAGUCAUACCUUCAUGCUACACCUUUCAAACGUGCAGCCCUAAAGGCUCUUUCAAAAGCUUUAACAGAGGAUGAAUUAUCUUAUCUUAGAGCUCAAUUUAGGCUUUUGGAACCUAAUAAAGAUGGACGCAUUUCUGUUGAUAACUUCAAAAUGGCUCUUGUGCGCAAUACAACUGAUGCAAUGAAGGAGUCAAGGGUUCCUGACAUUCUAAAUGCGAUGGCACCACUCUCCUACAGAAAGAUGGACUUCGAUGAGUUUUGUGCAGCUGCAAUUAGCACAUAUCAACUAGAGGCUCUUGAAGGGUGGGAGCAGAUUGCAUCAACUGCAUUUGAGCAUUUUGAGCGGGAGGGUAACCGGGUUAUCUCUGUGGAUGAAUUGGCUAGGGAAUUGAAUGUGGGCCCAACAGCCCAUACGCUUCUCAGAGACUGGAUUCAGAGCUCUAAUGGAAAGCUUAGUUUACUUGGGUAUACCAAAUUUUUGCAUGGCGUGACGCUUCGGAGCUCAAAUACAAGACAACAUUAGGUUUUUUAGGCCUUAGGCAAAUGAUAGCAAUUAAAAUUCAUGGCAUUCAAAAGAUUUGGAGUUUUUCUUUUUUUCCCUUUUUAGGGUUUGGGGAUAGAAAAUUGUGUACAAAUGAAUAGAGUUAGUUGAGUCAGUUGUGAGUCAGUUGAGGCAGUUUUAUGUUGAAGAAUUUCUUAAUGCUCAUUCCCUCUGCAGAUUCUAAAGUUGACUUGGGUUUGAGCGCAAAUAUUUUUUUUGAAAUGAAAUUCCUGAAAAUGUCUACUUUUUAUC